GCGGACUACGGCCGGCCGCCGCCGGGCAGCGAGACGGAGAAGCGCUGGCAGAGGGGCAAGGCCUGGGUCGACGAGCAGAUCGCGGGGCUGAUCAAGGUCAUCCGCGACAUCGGCGACACGGACGCGGCCACGGGCACGACGACGGUCAAGUUCGGCGCGCUCUUCUACACCUACGCGGAUAUCUCCGACUCGCUCGUCGGGAUCAUGAUGCGCGCGAAGAAGCGCAAGCGGCUCUACUACGAGGGCGACAUGCUCUUCCAGGGCAGCUCCGACAACGUCAUCGUGAGCGUG
Molecule: messenger RNA, 291 nt
Organism: Aureococcus anophagefferens
Lineage: Eukaryota; Pelagophyceae; Pelagomonadales; Pelagomonadaceae
Exons: 1
Biological process (GO): positive regulation of Rho protein signal transduction
Molecular function (GO): actin binding
Source: RefSeq, a predicted model, not a curated record